Molecule: messenger RNA, 754 nt
Organism: Ctenocephalides felis (cat flea)
Lineage: Eukaryota; Metazoa; Arthropoda; Insecta; Siphonaptera; Pulicidae
Product: BMP-binding endothelial regulator protein-like
Exons: 5
Coding region: 179-694 (171 amino acids)
Molecular function (GO): protein binding
Source: RefSeq, a predicted model, not a curated record
GUACGUAUGAAAUCAAUCAUGGCGGCCAAUAUGGCGACGAGAAAACUGUAAUUCGGCCAAAAUGUUAAAUUUUUAUCUAAAAACUGUUAAUUUUAGUGACUGUUAAAUUAAAUUAAAAGUGAUUUUAAAAAAAGUGAAAGAAUAUGCACAUGGAGAGGAUUUUAAUGAAUGAUGUCAAAUGAAAGAAGACGCCGGCAUGGAUUUAUCUCUCUUAGGAUUACGGAUUGUACGGAACCCUUUAGGGUUCUUCUUCAUGACGAUUUUAAUCCUUUUGUCAAUAAUUUGUUCAACAAGCGCAGAAAGCAGAGUCGGAAUAGAUGGAAGUCGUGAGCCUUGUUCCAACGAAGGCGAAAUUGUUCCAGUGGAAUCCAUCAAGGAUAUGAACUGUUUCAAAUGCAUUUGUAAGAACGGGUUCGUCGAGUGUCAGCCCGAGUACGAGUGCCCGCCUGUCGACAACUGUUAUAUGCAAAUCGUCAAAGCCAAAAAUGAAUGCUGUUAUAAAUGCAAAGGGUGCACUUACGAGGGGGCCCGUUACCCCAGCGACUCCUCCUGGCGGGACAAAAAGGACCCCUGCGUGUCCCUGUCCUGCGAGGCAGGGGUCGUCACAUCGUCUAGGGUCACCUGUUACACGCCCUGCGAGAACCCACGGCCCCCCAAGGACGGGGAGUGCUGCCCCACUUGCGACGGUGAGUAACUGGAUGAAUUAUUUUGUAGUAUUUGUGUCUUGUAACAUUUUAACUGUUCGAUUGAUAUG